Caenorhabditis sp. 36 PRJEB53466 is the source of this 564-nucleotide messenger RNA. The record is from the annotation of a GenBank genome assembly. NCBI's taxonomy places the organism in Eukaryota, Metazoa, Nematoda, Chromadorea, Rhabditida, Rhabditidae.
AUGCGACAUUAUACGUAUUAUCAUGCGUGGGUAAGUCAUUUUCGUCGUAUCUCGCGGAAAGCCUUGUCUUUUUUCUUUCAGUUGGACCUCCUAAUCAUUCUGUGGUUCUUCCUGUACGGUGCGGAUGAGGAAGAGAAACCAAUAAACGUGAACAUCCUCAACGAAAUCGGUCCGGCCUUCCACAAGUUCAUCAGAUUGGCCGCUUACAGUCCCGGGCUGCACGGCUACUCCUACCUUUGCUUCGCCAUCGGCUAUUUUGCAUUUCCCGUCUGGCUCGCCACGUUGCACACUGUCGUCCGAAUCAUUGCAGUGAGUGUUUGUGAAUGUUCACUUGAGUUGAGCACAUUUUUCCAGACACUCCUAGUGCUUUUUCUGUAUUGGCCGGAAGUCGUAGAGACGCUCAUUGAAGAAAACGCUGCAAUUUGUCGAGGAAAUGAGGAGGGCAAUGGGCGAAAUGAGCAUGACGAUGACGGUGACGACGAUGAAGAGGAUGAAGAUGAAGAAGAAGAUGACGAUGAUGUAGACGAAGCGUACGAGUACGAUAUUAUCGAUAACCAGAUCUAA